UGAUAACGUUGGAGCCACAACCGGACCCGGUUGCAUGCCGGUCUCGUCAUCGCAUCGCCUUUUGUCCACCCCGGGAUUCCGAGGACGGUUCAUCUCAAGACUCUCUAGCCUAUUCAACGACGACUCCAUCAGCCUCAUCGGACGUCAAGCACAGGACUCAGCAUCCUUUUUCACGGGACUUUGAUUCCACAGUUGUGGAUCUGGCAGGAGCUAUCGCAUCCUUGAUCUCAACACCUUCCGGAACGCUCGGCUUCGCAACACACCGGCUCUUCAAGAGAGGCAGAAAAUUCAUCAGCCUGUCCAUGAUUGACAAAAAGACACAUCGUCAUGGCUGAAGCAAAGAACCGGCGCCAGAAGCAUCUGGGGGAUAAAUCUGCGCAAAGCUCCAGCGGCAAUGGAAGUGCCCUUAUCAACGACGUCAGAGACUCUGCCGAAGACGAGCCCAAGGAGAACAUUUUUCUGCUGUGGCCCAACAUCAUAGGCUACUCGCGCAUCGUGCUGGCCGUGGCCUCGCUCUACUACAUGCCGCUGCACCCGCGGACGUGCUCGCUGCUGUACAGCGUGUCCUGCUUGCUGGACGCGCUCGACGGGUACGCGGCGCGCUACUUUGAACAGUCGACGCGCUUCGGCGCCGUGCUCGACAUGGUGACGGACCGGUGCACAACAGCGUGCCUGCUCGUUUUCCUGUCGUCGGCCUUCCCCCGCUGGGCCAUCGUGUUCCAGGGCCUCAUCUCGCUCGACCUAGCCAGCCAUUACAUGCACAUGUACGCCACGCUGGCCAUGGGCGGCGCCGAACAGAGCCACAAGAACGUCGACAAGUCGCGGAGCAGGAUUUUGUCGCUGUACUACACCAAUAAGAACGUGCUAUUCAUAGCCUGCGCGCUGAACGAGGCCUUCUUCAUCGCGCUGUACCUGCUCUCCUUCUCCUCCCCGCUCCUGUCACCUUCGCUGCUGAAGCAGGUGCCGCCCGACGCGGCGAGUGCCAUCCACCAGGGCGCCGAGGUCGACUCGUCGCUUCUCAAGCAGAUCUUCACCAACCCGUACAGCGCGGGCGCGCUCGAGCUGGCCCGCGCAAACAAGAUGGACAGCUUCUGGCCCUGGGUCCUUGCCGGCGUCAGCUUCCCCGUCAUGGCCCUCAAGCAGAUUAUCAACGUGGUCCAGCUCGUCAAGGCCAGCAAGUGGCUUGCCGAGGGGGAUGUGAGGGCGCGGACGGCUCAGGGGCUGCCUCGUCGGCGAAAGAGGAAUUAAUACCUAGAUUUUGAUUUUGAUGGCGGUGUAUGGGUAUGUAUGGUCCCUGGAAUACGGGAUUGGCAGCUUCCUUCCGACGUUCGGUAUCCGAGUUGUUGUAAGUUAUUGAGGAUUUGACAUCGGGGUGGGUGGUUGUUAUCUCUAUUUAUUUUGCAUGACCUCUACUAGGGGUUCACUUAUCGGCGUUUUUGUCGGGUCAGGGGUAUACGCAGCAUCAGUACAGGAGGGACCUUGUGGCAAAGAAAUGGGAUUGCUGGGAAGAGGCAGGCUGCUUAUACAGCUUGCUGGACCCUCCUUAGAUCGUUUGUACAUACAUAACAUAUAAUUUCUUCGUAGAUUUGUUCACUGUUUCAAUGGUUUGU
Molecule: messenger RNA, 1610 nt
Organism: Canariomyces notabilis
Lineage: Eukaryota; Fungi; Ascomycota; Sordariomycetes; Sordariales; Chaetomiaceae
Exons: 3
Coding region: 328-1248 (306 amino acids)
Biological process (GO): phosphatidylinositol biosynthetic process
Cellular component (GO): membrane; Golgi apparatus
Molecular function (GO): CDP-diacylglycerol-inositol 3-phosphatidyltransferase activity
Source: RefSeq, a predicted model, not a curated record